Gadus macrocephalus (Pacific cod) is the source of this 6377-nucleotide messenger RNA. RefSeq names its product polyamine-transporting ATPase 13A3-like. Gene Ontology annotation, molecular function: polyamine transmembrane transporter activity; ATP hydrolysis activity; ATPase-coupled monoatomic cation transmembrane transporter activity. NCBI's taxonomy places the organism in Eukaryota, Metazoa, Chordata, Actinopteri, Gadiformes, Gadidae. The record is from RefSeq and is a predicted model, not a curated record. Gene Ontology annotation, biological process: intracellular calcium ion homeostasis; polyamine transmembrane transport. Bases 554 to 4339 code for a protein of 1261 amino acids. The transcript is spliced from 33 exons. Gene Ontology annotation, cellular component: late endosome membrane.
UUUUUUUGUGCAUGUCAUAAGUGAAAAUAUUUUGAAAGUAUUUUUCGGAACUCAUCCCAGUUAAAUGUGGUAUAAGUUGAGUGGGCUGUACACCGUGUUCUCGUCGUUCUUGGCAAGUUAUCAGGAAUGCGCCAAAGGGUGUCCCCCAAGGGGCACCAGCGCGUACCAUUAAGUCGAAGUCCUGAUAGCAUCGAUCCCGGUUCGAUUCCUGCCCUUCGUCCUUUGCUGCAUGUCUUCUCUCUCCCAUACUUUCCAGUCUUACUCGACAAUAAAAGGAUAAAACCUUUCAUAUCUUAAAAUUAGAAAAAGCGUGUCCCCCAAUGACCUCACAUCCUGUUGUCCACUUCCUCGUCAGUGGUUGUGAAUGGUGAGUGGUUGGAGCGGAGCGGGUCUCGCAUGGUCUGCAAGCCGCGUGGAAUAUCAUACUGCACAUCAAUAUUGGGCCCGCGUUGGAUCAUGUUGAUAGAUAUCUGACGGGCGCGGGAAACCAUCAUUCUUGCAAUGCACUGUUUUGCAUGUUCAGGGAAAUAAUUGCCGUGGUUUCUCUGUUGGAAUGGUGACGUCGGAGGUGAAGCUCAUCAACCAGGGCCAGGAGGAUGAGAUGGAGGUGUGGGGGUACCGGCCGUGCGUGUGGAAGAGGGUCCUGGUGGGGUUGGCGGCGGCGGCUUCGGGGGGGCUGCUCCUGCUGCUGCUCUACUGGCUGCCUGAGUGGAGGGUGAAGGCCACCUGCGACGCCUCCGCCCUCAGAGACGCCCGCACCCUGCUGCUGCGGGCCACGGAUGAGUUCAGGCAGUGGUUCCGGGUCACAGUGCACGUGAUGCUGGCCCCGGGGAAGAGGCCCUUUGACGCGGUGCCUCCGUGCGCCGGGGACGGCCUCUCUAACGGAGAAGGGGCCCCCAGUCUGUCCACUGAGCAGGGCGACUGCUGCGGGAUGUUCCCCCACAACCAGCUUGUACCGGUCCAUUUCUUCAGUCACCACAGUACCAAGUACUACUGGAGUGAUGACAUACAGAACUUUGAAACGUACAAAGGUUUGGAGGAUAUGAAAGUGAGCUGUGCUGGUAUUCACUCUGAACUCAGCUCAGGGCCCAGUAAGCACUUGCAGGCCUAUAGGAGGUUGUUUUUUGAGGAGAAUGAAAUUGCCGUCAGAGUUCCGUCUUUAUUUGAACUUCUCAUCAAAGAGGUGUUGAAUCCGUUCUACAUCUUCCAGCUCUUCAGUGUGAUUCUGUGGAGCUUUGAUUCUUAUUACUACUACGCUUCGGCCAUAGUCUUCAUGUCUGUGAUAUCCAUAGCCACCUCACUGUAUACUAUCAAGAAGCAAUACGUCAUGCUUCACAACAUGGUGGCGGCCCACAGUGUGGUCCGUGUGACCGUCUGCAGAGGGGAUAAAGAAUUGGAGGAGGCCAUGUCCACAGAGCUGGUCCCUGGUGAUGUCAUCGUCAUCCCAGCCAAUGGGAUGAUCAUGCCCUGCGAUGCUGUGCUAGUGUCAGGAACCAGCAUAGUCAACGAGAGCAUGCUGACAGGUGAGAGUGUGCCCGUCACCAAGACGGCCCUUCCCAGCUCCGGGUCGGAGGGGGCCUCCACCUACAGCACAGAGGAGCACAAGAGACACACCCUGUUCUGUGGCACCCAGGUCAUACAGAGCCGCUUCUACACCGGCCAGCUGGUCAAGGCUGUGGUGGUCACCACCGGCUUCAACACAGAGAAGGGCCAGCUGGUGUGCUCCAUCCUGCACCCCAAGCCCACGGACUUCAAGCUCUACCGCGACGCCUACCUCUUCCUGCUGUGCCUGGUGGGCGUGGCCAUGAUCGGGUUCAUCUACACCAUCGUGCUCAGCGUCAUCAACCAGGUUCCCGCCAAAACCAUCGUCAUCGAGUCCCUGGACAUCAUCACCAUCACGGUCCCCCCCGCCCUGCCGGCCGCCAUGACGGCGGGCGUGGUCUACGCCCAGCGGCGCCUGAAGCGCCUCGGCAUCUUCUGCAUCAGCCCCCAGAGGAUCAACAUGUGUGGGCAGCUCAACCUGGUCUGCUUCGACAAGACGGGGACGCUGACGGAGGACGGCCUGGACCUGUGGGGCGUUCAGAGAGCGGAGCACGGCAGGUUUUCCCCGGCCGAGUUCGACCCGUCGAAGGAGAGCUUGGUGUUCACGCCCUUUGUGGUGUGCAUGGCGUCCUGCCACUCGCUGACCAACAUCAACGGAGAGCUGUCCGGAGAUCCCCUGGACCUCAAGAUGUUCAGCGUCACCGGAUGGACCCUAGAGGAGCCCACGGAGGAGGAGACGGCGCUCCAUAACCCCAUCAUGCCCACGGUGGUCCGACCCCCCAAGCACCUGGUGUCUGAGGCCCAGCAGAACUUCACCCUCUCCGAGACCAUGGAGCUGUCUGAGCUUUCGCGCUACGAGGUGGGCAUCGUGCGUCAGUUCCCCUUCUCGUCGGCGCUGCAGAGGAUGAGCGUGGUGGUGCGGCGGCUGGGCGAGAAACACAUGGACUCCUACCUGAAGGGGGCGCCAGAGGUGGUGGCCAAGCUCUGCACGGAGGACUCAGUUCCGGAGAGCUUCGGGGAGACUCUGGAGGCCUACACCAGGAAGGGCUUCAGGGUCAUCGCCCUGGCCCACCGCCAGCUGGAGCCCAAGCUCUCCUGGCACAGGGUGCAGAACCUCAACAGGGACCAGAUAGAGACCAACAUGGACUUCCUGGGGCUGAUCAUCAUGCAGAACAAGCUGAAGUCUGAGUCUGCUGGAGUCCUGCAGGACUUACAGAGGGCUGAUAUCCGCACGUUGAUGGUCACAGGGGACAACAUGCUGACGGCUAUAUCAGUGGCCCGGGACUGUGGGAUGAUCCGUCCCCGGGACAGGGUCAUCAUCGCAGAGGCAACGCCCCCUAAAGAUGUCCAACCAGCCAGCAUCAUGUGGUGCUACACAGAGAACCCAGACCCCGGCACCAGCAAGGACCACCAGCUAGGACCAAGCAAGACCAAGCUCCCUCCACAGGACUCCAGGCUGGAGGAGGGGCUGGGCGGCGGGCUGCUGGACGGAGACGCCCAGGACUUCCACUUUGCCGUGAGCGGCAGAGCCUUCGCCAUCAUCACCGAACACUUCCCCGAGAUAGUGCCCAAGCUUGUGCUGAGAGCGACAGUGUUCGCCCGCAUGGCUCCCGACCAGAAGACCCACCUGGUGGAGGUCCUUCAGAGUGUGGACUACAUCGUUGGAAUGUGUGGCGAUGGGGCUAAUGACUGUGGGGCGUUGAAGAGGGCUCACAGUGGGAUCUCUCUGUCUGAGUUGGAGGCUUCAGUGGCCUCUCCCUUCACCUCCACCACCCCCAACAUCUCCUGUGUCCCAAACCUCAUCAGGGAGGGCCGUGCUGCUCUCAUCACGUCCUUCUGCGUCUUCAAGUUCAUGGCCCUGUACAGCAUCAUCCAGUACGUCAGUGUCACCCUGCUGUACUCGAUCCUCAGCAACCUGGGAGACUUCCAGUUCCUGUUCAUCGACAUCGCCAUCAUCCUGCUCAUCGUCUUCACUAUGAGCCUGAACCCGGCCUGGAGGGAGCUGGUGUCUCAGCGCCCCCCCUCCGGGCUGAUCUCGGGCCCGCUGCUCUUCUCGGUCCUCACCCAGAUCCUCACCUGCCUGGCCUUCCAGGUCCUGGCCUUCCUGCUGGUCCGGCAGCAGGCCUGGUACCACGUCUGGACCCCCCUCUCCAAUGCCUGUAACGUCUCGGCGGGCCCCGGGGGGCCGUCCCACGGGGCCAACGCGACCACGGGGCCCCACGACCACAAGAACAUCCGUAACUACGAGAACACCACGCUGUUCUACGUGUCCACCUUCCAGUACCUGGCCGUGGCCAUCGUCUUCUCCAAGGGGAAGCCCUUCAGGCUGCCCAGCUACAGGAACUGGCAAUUCAUGCUGGCCUGCAUCAGCCUGUACAUCUUCCUCUUCCUCAUCCUGCUGCACCCUCUGCCUGCCAUUGACAGCUUCCUUGAGAUCGUGUGCGUUCCUCAGGACUGGCGCGUGACGCUGGCCAUGAUUAUCAUAGCGAACGCAGCCGUGUCCUUCGUCCUGGAGACCUUAGUGCUGGACAUCCUCCUGUGGAGGCUGGUGUUCAGCCGGGACGCACAGGAAGUCAGUCAGGCCUCCCGCUCUUCCCCAACAGCGCCCCCACAGUUGGCCAACGACCGCUGGGCCUCUGCCUUCCUAUCCUGGCUCUUCUGCCGCAGACACAUGCCUCCCAAGGCCUGCUACAAGCAACUGACGCUGGAGCUGCGGGACGAUCCAACAUGGCCGCCGACGCCUUCCGCCGUCACCUUCGCUAACCCCUCCCAACCGGACCUCUCGGAUCCCAUGUGACCCCAUUCGCUGGUGACUCAUGGAUAACACCCCUCCAUAAUUUGAACCAUGUGUCUCCCCUUUUUAUAGAUUUAUAUCCAGUGUCAAACCAAUGUUUACCCUCGCUGGCUAAUUGACCAACCACAGACUAUAGCCUAGUGCCUUCACAUCAAAAGCCAAGCCAAUUUCCUACUCACACAACCUCAAACUUUAUCACGCGAGUACUUCAGCAUCUACGAUUUGCGCCAAAGUUCAAAUAUUCCAACCCAAGCGAACACGUGAAUGAGGCAAAAUUGCGUCGUUCGCCCGAGUAGAAUUGUCCUGAAGCGGAAAAAAUAUUCACGUCUCUGCAUUGACUUUGUAUGAAUAUGCGCCGUGAUAAAAAUUCCUUGGCUUUUAGUGUGAACAAACCUUAAUCCAAUACUUGAAUGAAGACCCUGAAUGUGACUAUGCAGUGGACUCUGGUUUACUCUUUAAUUUUGCUAGCAAGCAAGGCCUCACCAGCAUCCAGACAGAACCGUCCAUGUGGCUCAAAAGUCCAGUACGAGAACAUUUCUGCGUAUGUGUGUGUGGGUGUGUGGUAGGAGUGUGUGUGUGUGUGUGUGUGUGUGUGUGUGAGUACGUCUAUUAAUGUGAACAAACGUGUUGAACUGAAACUACUGACCCUUGGAUUAGCUGUUUGUUCUGAAUGACUUAGUAGUGUGCCGCAGGAUAAAGUCUGAGCACACUGCACUACGCAGAAUGAAUGCACAGCCAGAAUACAUUUCAAAAUCAUUUGCAACAAAAUACUUUAUUUUAUGUGGCAUUUGAAACAAAGGCCUCGCUCUUAAUCUGUGAAUAACCAUCAUUUCUAAGACUUUUGGAGAGUGACAGGUAGCGUCUCACCGGGCUUGUUCACACUACCGCCGUCCGUCGACCGAUCUCAUUGAUUUUGCAUGGGGCGCUCGCGGAAUGCAUUGUGGGUCCGUCCGUCCAUUCGGCUUCGUGGCCUUCGUCAAAUAGUUGAGAAAUGUUCAACUUUCCGACGGAUCCGUCGGCCAAUCAGAUCGCGGUACACUGCACGCUUUUCCUCGAUCCAUUUUGCAAUAACGAGCAGGAAGAAGCAGGAAAAAUCUGGCCGUUAAAUUUUUUUAAAGAAAUGUGGAAUGAUAGGAUUUUUAUUCACCUGUUGUUUGUGUCAUCUUUUGUAUUUAUAUCCACACAUCGUCUUUGUAGAGGGAAGCGAUUUGACUGGCUGCAGUAUGCGUCUACAAAGACUAGUCCCCUAUACGUGAGAUACGCCCUCGGCCAUCCGUCGACGGACGCAUGUAGUGUGAACAAGGCGUCAGUGCUCCUUCCCCUCUCCAUACAAGGACGAAACAUUGUUUAAUAAUGAUUAAGAUAAUGAUGAAUAGUAUUUUUAUAACACCUUGAGAUUGUCCCUGCCAAUGAAACAGGCUGUAAUAAUAAUAAUUAUUGUUAAUGAAGGGCUCAGAUUUUAAGACCAGGUGUGAUUUCGAUUUAACAUUCCAAUCCAUUCGAUAAAAUCAAGCCUCUAGUGACAUCCUACGGGGGCGUGUCCACCCAGUACCAUGAAUAUAUCAACCGACCAACCCGAUCAGGGUCUACCAACCAACCCAGAUCUGGACUGGACCAACUGGUAGGCUGAUUGAUCGGUCACACCUCGUGGUUAAAUAGGAGCCUUUGAAAACCUAGGGUUGAUGUUUACUUAGAACCUGACCCAUUUUGUCUAGGUCUAUUUUUCUAUUUGACAUGAUUGUUAAAAAGACUGAAAUCAUUCCAAUCUUUCGUUUUAUAUGUGUUUAUAUGAAGCAAUGGAGAGCAGUCUGAUUGUACUACUUCCCAUGGAAGACAUGUGUGUGACGUUGAGAGAGAGCGAGGUAGAGUGUAUGUGUGUAUUUGUGGAAGAUCGAUCCAUCUGGAUAAGAUGUGAAUUUAGACAAUAACACAAAGAUAUAUUCUUGAAUAAAACACAUUUUAAGUUUAUUGACAUUUUUUAAUACAAUUUACAAUGUGGCUGAAUGCUGUUUUAAUUAAAGAAGCUGAUUAUCGCAAAGAA